CGGGGAUCUGAUCGCGUUUCCAUUGUAGCCAACCAUUCGAUUUAUUAUUGCGACCCGCGACUUGAAAAUGAUGUUGCAAAUGUGAAAAGUGAUACUGAGUUCGCUCUGGAGAUGGAUUUCCUGAGACUGAGCUCAUUAAGAAUUCUAGCAUGCUGCCCAAUCUUCAGUGUGAAGAGGUAUCCAAUGGUACGCAUGCCAAAGGAAAAAAUUGCCGAGUAAUUUCUUCCAAACAUGAAGGUUUGCCAUUCCAACAGAAAGCAGGAAAAGUUCACAGGAGUGUUUCUUCAAGUUCGAAGAGGCUGCGAAUAUCAGAAGAUUCUACAGACCUGAAAGGAAUUGAGAAUUCAAAGGAAUCUUCUGAUAAGCAUGCAUCAAAUCAUAUAAAGUGUGAUUCUUCAGAAAAAAGUCAAGUAUCAAAACAAAAGAGCAAUGGUAGCAAGCGUGGGGAUAAGAAGAACAUUAAAGUUCCUUCGAAGGCUAAAUUUGACUCAUCAUCUAUGAAGUUGGGUGCAGCAGUCUUCAACUCUGCCUGUGGAGGGAACAACUUUUUUGGUAUAAUUUUGGGCAUAUUGUAUUUUUCUACAAAUGAUCAUAAACCUCCUGUCUCUUCACUUCCUUCAUGGCUAUGUCCUUGUUUGAUUAUUUCCCUGGUAUAUAUGUACUACCAUGUUUUAAGUUAUAACUCAGUGUAUAACUUCACAGCAUCCCCCUUUCAACCUGUUUGAAAUAUGAUUUUGGUGUUUGUAGCACGUUAUCUGACAAUUAUCUCAUCUGUUUAAUAAAUUCGAAAAAAACCUUUAGUUAGUCAACUUUUGUGCUAUGUAAAUGACUGAAUGUACGUUCUAUUCUCUAUCAAUUAUCAUAACAAAAGAGCAACGGUAGCAAGCAUGAAGAUAAGGAGAACAUUAUAGUUCCUUCAAAGGCUAAAUUUGACUUAUCGUCUAUGAAGUUGGGUGCAGCAGUCUUCGACUCUACCUGUGGAGGGGACAACUUUUUUGGUAUAGUUUUGGGCAUAUUGUAUUGUUCUACAAAUGAUCAUAAACCUCCUGUCUCUUCACUUCCUUCACGGUUGUAU
Messenger RNA from Prosopis cineraria, 1075 nucleotides. RefSeq lists its product as uncharacterized. The transcript is spliced from 3 exons. The coding region runs from base 150 to 725 and encodes 191 amino acids. The record is from RefSeq and is a predicted model, not a curated record. NCBI's taxonomy places the organism in Eukaryota, Viridiplantae, Streptophyta, Magnoliopsida, Fabales, Fabaceae.